This is a messenger RNA of Limanda limanda (common dab), 4617 nucleotides long. It is a transcript of the gene slit3, whose product is annotated as slit homolog 3 (Drosophila). Bases 1 to 4617 code for a protein of 1538 amino acids. Gene Ontology annotation, molecular function: heparin binding; Roundabout binding; calcium ion binding. NCBI's taxonomy places the organism in Eukaryota, Metazoa, Chordata, Actinopteri, Pleuronectiformes, Pleuronectidae. The transcript has 38 exons. Gene Ontology annotation, biological process: axon guidance; negative chemotaxis. The record is from RefSeq and is a predicted model, not a curated record.
AUGCCUGGAACCGGAGCGGUGCGUCGGGAUGCGCUCUGCCGGGUUUGGGCUCUGGUGGUCGGGCUGCUGGUGAGCCUUGGCUCGGUGGGUGGAUGCCCUCACAAGUGCAGCUGCUCCGGGUCGCAUGUGGACUGCCAGGGUCUGGGUCUGAAGACUGUGCCCAAAGGAAUACCGAGGAAUGCCGAGCGCCUGGAUCUGAACAGGAACAACAUCACCAGAAUCACCAAAGUGGACUUCUCUGGCCUCAAGAACCUUAGGAUUCUUCAUCUGGAGGACAACCAAAUCACUGUCGUGGAGAGAGGAGCCUUUCAAGACCUCAGGCUGCUGGAGAGGCUUCGUGUGAACAGAAAUAAACUCCAGGUUCUCCCAGAGCUUCUCUUCCAGUCCAACCCCAAACUAGGACGACUAGACCUCAGCGAGAACCAGGUUCAGGCCGUUCCCAGGAAAGCUUUCAGAGGAAUCACCAAUGUCAAGAACCUGCAACUGGACAGCAACCACAUCAGCUGCAUCGAAGAUGGAGCUUUCCGGGCGCUGCGCGAUCUGGAGAUACUCACCCUCAACAACAACAACAUCACCCUCAUCCCCCUGUCCAGCUUCAACCACAUGCCCAAGCUGCGGACACUUCGUCUGCACUCCAACAACCUCCACUGUGACUGCCACCUGUCCUGGCUCUCUGAUUGGCUCCGAGCCAGAAGGGGCUUGGCUCCCUUCACUCAGUGCAUGGCCCCCGCCCACAUGAGGGGCCUCAACGUCCCGGAUGUGCAGAAGAAGGACUUUGUUUGCAAUGGUCCGGCCCAGACCGAGACGAGGACUUGUGUCCCCCAGUUGGCCGUGUGUCCCCAGAGCUGCAGCUGCAACAACAACAUCGUGGACUGUCGUCGCAAAGGCCUCACCGAAAUACCAGCCAACCUGCCGGAGGGCAUCGUGGAGAUUCGUUUGGAGCAGAACUUGAUUAAAAGUGUCCCAGCAGGAGCCUUCACUGCCUACAAGAAGCUGAAGAGGAUUGACUUAAGUAAGAACCAGAUUUCUGACGUUGCUGCUGAUGCUUUCAGUGGCCUUCGCUCACUCACCUCAUUGGUGCUGUAUGGCAACAAGAUCACCGAGUUGCCCAAGGGAUUGUUUGAAGGACUGGUUUCCCUGCAGCUGCUGCUUCUGAACGCAAACAAAAUUAACUGUUUGAGAGUCAACACCUUCCAAGACCUGCAGAACCUCAACCUGCUCUCACUGUACGACAACAAGAUGCAAACCAUCAGCAAGGGACUGUUCGCCCCGCUGCGCUCCAUCAAGACUCUUCAUCUGGCUCAGAAUCCCUUUAUGUGUGACUGCCACCUGAAGUGGCUGGCCGACUACCUGUUUGACAAUCCCAUCGAGACCAGCGGCGCUCGCUGCAGCCACCCCAGGAGGCUGGCUAACAAACGGCUCAGCCAGGUGAAAGGCAAGAAGUUCAGGUGCACAGGUCAGGAAGACUACCGCAGCCGUCUGAGCGGCGAUUGUUUCCAGGACCUGGUGUGUCCGGAGAAAUGUCGAUGUGAAGGCACCGUCGUGGACUGCUCCAAUCUCAAACUGACCCGUUUACCUCCACACAUCCCAGAGCACACCACAGACCUGCGGUUAAACGACAAUGAGAUUGCCGUCCUGGAGACUGCAGGGACAUUUAAGAAGCUGCCUAACUUGAAGAAGAUCAACCUGAGCAACAACAAGUUGAGGGACAUUCGUGAGGGUGCAUUCGAUGGGGCGGGUGGAGUUCUGGAGCUGCUCCUGACAGGAAACAAGCUGACUGGACUGCAGGGACGCAUGUUCAGGGGCCUCAUCGGCCUGAAAACUCUAAUGUUGAGGAGCAACCAGAUCAGCUGCAUCGACAACAGCACGUUUACAGGCCUGAGCUCAGUGCGUCUCCUGUCGCUGUACGACAACAGGAUCUCCAGCAUCGCCCCGGGAGCCUUCUCCACACUACACUCCCUGUCCACCAUCAACCUCCUGUCCAACCCGUACGUGUGUGACUGUCACCUGUCCUGGCUCGGUCAGUGGCUGAAGAAGACGCGGGUGGUCAGUGGAAACCCUCGCUGUCAGAAACCAGCCUUCCUGAAGGAGAUCCCCAUCCAGGACGUGGCGAACCCGGACUUCACAUGUGACGGUGUUGAGGAUAAUGGUUGUCUCCCUACGUCUGGCUGUCCUGACGCCUGCACGUGCUCAGACGCCGUGGUGCGCUGCAGCAACAGAGGGCUGCACUCGCUGCCCAAGGGCAUUCCCAAGGACACCACCGAGCUUUACCUGGAGGGUAAUAUGCUGACAUCUGUGCCCAAGGAGCUGGCAUCCCUGAAGCAGCUGUCACUGGUGGACCUGAGCAACAACAGCAUCAGCACAGUGGCCCAGUUUACCUUCAGCAAUAUGACGCAGCUAGCCACACUCAUCCUGAGCUAUAACCAGAUUCGCUGCAUCCCGGUCCACGCCUUCGACGGCCUCAAGUCACUUCGCCUGCUGACUCUCCAUGGCAACGACCUCUCAACUAUCCCAGAAGGAGCUUUCAACCACCUCACCGCUCUGUCCCACCUGGCUCUCGGUGCCAACCCCUUGUACUGUAACUGUGACCUGCGCUGGCUCUCCCAGUGGGUCAAGGCUGGUUUUAAAGAGCCUGGAAUCGCUCGUUGCACUGGACCUCCUGACAUGGCUGACAGGCUCCUGCUCACCACACCACUCAACAGAUUUCAGUGUAAAGGCCCAGUAGACAUCAGCCUGAUGUCAAAAUGCGCUCCCUGCCUGGGGGCGCCGUGCCAACACAACGGUACCUGUGUCUCCGAGUCGACUGGAACCUACCACUGCACCUGUCCAUUUGGAUUCAAGGGUCAAAACUGUGAAAUACCCAUCAACGCCUGCAUCAGUUUCCCCUGCUCGAACGGAGGAACCUGCCACAUUCAGCCUGGACAGGAUGACCACUUCAGCUGUGUGUGUCCAGCCGGUUUUGAAGGCCUUCGUUGUGAGAUGAACCCAGACGACUGUGAAGACAACGACUGUGAGAACAACUCCACCUGCAUCGAUGGGGUCAACAACUACACCUGCAUCUGUCCACCCAACUACACAGGUGACCUCUGUGAUGAGGUGGUUGACCCCUGUCUCCAUGGUUUCGACCCCUGUCAGCAUGACUCAAAGUGCGUCCAUGUUGGCCGCAGUUACAGGUGCGACUGUUUGCCGGGGUACGUGGGCCAACACUGCGAUCAGGACUAUAACGACUGUCUGGAGAAUAAGUGUCAGCACGGAGCGGAGUGUGUGGACGCUGUCAACGGCUACACCUGCGUCUGUAAAGAGGGUUUCAGCGGGCUGUUCUGUGAGAACCCUCCACCAAUGAUCCUGCUGCAGACCAGCCCCUGCGACCACUCCGACUGCCAGAACAGUGCCCAGUGCCUGCUGGUUGCCGGGGAGCCCGUCUGCCGCUGCAUGCCUGGUUUCUAUGGCAACAAAUGUGACAAGUUGGCCACCGCUCACUUCCUGGGUCGCGAUGGCUACGUGGAGCUGCCCGGUGUGAAGCUUCGCCCCAACGCUCAUAUUUCCUUGCAGGUGGCCACGGAUAAAGACAACGGCAUUUUGCUGUAUAAGGAGGACCACGACCCUCUGGCACUGGAGCUUUACCAGGGACACAUCCGACUUAUCUACGACAUCGCCAACUACCCACCAACCACAGUGUACAGCGUGGAGACGGUGAACGAUGGACUUUUCCACAUGGUCGAGCUGCUGAUUCAAAACCGGUCCCUGAGCCUGGUGGUGGAUAACGGAGCCCCCAAGAGCCUGGGCAAGCUGGCCCGCCAGCCGUCUGUCGACCACAACACUCAGCUGUACAUCGGAGGCGUUCCUCCUCAAGUGGUGGCCUUGGGUCUACGUCCAGGACCCGACCGGUCUCCUCAGGCCUUCUACGGCUGCAUCCACAAUGUGCGAAUCAAUGGGGAGCCUCAAGAUCUGAAUCACAGAGCCAUGGGAGGAGGGCGACCCCAGGGAGUCGAGGGCAAGGGCGAUGGGAUCCUCGCAGGGUGUCAUACCUGCAGUGUGUGUGCACAGGGUGUGUGCAGGGAGGGCGGAGAGAUGGGGGUGACGUGUGAGUGUCCUCCGGGACGCAGUGGGGCCCUGUGCGAGCAGACGACAACACCAACCCCCUGUCAGAGCAGCAGAUGUGUUCAAGGUGCGUGUGUGCCCAAGGGUCAGUCCUACAGCUGUCAGUGUCGUGAAGGCUACCAGGGUCAGUAUUGCGAUCGACGACAGGAGCCUCCGGCCUGCAGGGGGCAGCGUUGCGGACACGGGGAGUGUCGCGUGUCAGAGGUCGGAGAGCCGAUCUGCCACUGUCAGCCCGGGUUCACCGGAGCCAACUGUGACACAGAGCUGACGUGUCAAGGGGAGAUGUUGAGGGAGCAGCUGAAGCGUCACCACCCCAUGAGAACAUGCACGUCCACAAGCAAGAUACCGCGCAUGGACUGUCCCCGGUCCUGCCAGGCUGCAGCGCCCCCUGGUGUUUGCUGUGGCGUCAGCAAGAGCAGGAGGAGGAAGGCGGUUUUCCGCUGCAGUGACGGCACCUCGUACUCAGAGGAAAUGGAGACGGCUCUGGAAUGUGGCUGCUCCACGUGCCCGUUGUAA